AUUGAUUUUUUUUUCUUAUAAUUGUUAUUUCCAUUGUCUCUUUUUUAUCGUUUGAAAACACUUUUGUGCAUCUCGAAUAUCAUAAAAUUGAGUGCUGUAUAACUCCAAAUUUUGAUUCGGCAUUUGCAUUGACAUCCCUUUUUCACUUGAUAAUUUCAUACAGUUGAGUAAAGCGACCUUUUGGGAGGAAAAACGAUUUUUUUCAGGGCUAACAACCAACUUUUAGUUCAUUGCCAACAAAUACUGAAAAAAUAUACUUGUAUUUUUUGACACCUCUCCCCCUCAAUAAAAAGUUCGUUGUAUUUAUUUAUUUAUUUUUUAGUUUGGAUGUGCUGAAUGUUGUGUCGAAGCGUUCAUGCUUCUUUUCGCGUGGAGACAGCUCGUCAGUUGGCAGACGAUCCCUUGGCCAAUGGCACUAACAUAGCAAAGUACAGCAGCUCAGUCCGCGUGUGCGCCACAUCCAGGCGUGGACGCUUUCCACGCGGCGCCCACACACAGCUGGCGUGAGCCCCGCACAUUGGAUGUAACACCACACGGUGUGUGAUUAAUGUCCUCGAUGGCACUUAAGUAGCCUCCAUCUUCUCCGUGAUAAUCCCACGAAGAAAUGACCGGUGUGUAAGGGCUCUCAGCGGCAGAGGAGCUGGCGGUAAAUGAGAGGGCGUCACCGUCACCAUGCCCCCAGGGAAGCAUGGGAUGCAGGAGGAGUGGGAGCGAGAGUGUGACCAAGGCAUCAGGAUGGACUUCCUGUUGCCCACUGGCAUCUACCUCACCUUCCCAGUGUCUCAUAAAGACACAAUCAAGAGCAUCAAGUUGCUGGUUUGGGAAAAUGCCAGAAAAGAGGCACUUUUCUCAGCACUUGGUCAUCCAGACGCAUAUGUCUUCACUUGCAUCAAGCAGACGGGUGAGAGUGAGGAGCUGGAGGAGGAAUCGAGGCGUAUAAGUGAUGUGCAGCCCUUCAUGGGCGUUUUGAGACUGGUGGCCAGGGAGGGUGACCGUGUUGAGAAACUCACCAACAGCCAAAUCAGCUUUUUAAUAGGCAAAGGCCUGCAUGAGUUUGAGGCCCAGAAAAACCACGAGGUGAGUGAGUUUAGGACCAAGAUACGAGCGUUCUGCGAGGAAAAGGCUCAGCUACGGCAGGCGUCACCAUGGCAACAGUGGAUGGCAUACAUGUUCCCAUGUGACCUGGAGCCAUGCUGCUACCUGCCGAUGUGCGGCAAGUCACAAAACACCAAGAUCUUCAUUAACAUCAAGUUUGAGGCCUGUGACGAAAGCUUCAUGGUGCAGCAGGAGCUAAAAGACCUCCCCAUGGCUCUAAUGAGAAGUGCCCUUAAGAAGAAGGCCACUGUCUUCCGCUCCCUGCAGCAAGAGCCUGAGGACUACGUUUUACAGGUUAACGGAAGGUGGGAAUUCAUCUAUGGGACACAUCCCCUGUGUCAGUUUAAAUACAUAUUUUCCUGUUUGAGAGCUAGCCAAACUCCUCAUCUCACCUUGGUGCACCACUCCACUAUCAGCAAGUAUCAGGAAGAGCAUGGGAGGAUGUGUAGUCAGGUGUGCAAGAGUCGCUCCUUGUCCAGACCUCCUCCUUUGCCACUCAAGAAGCAGAACACCACCUCUCUUUGGUCCAUAAAUGAGCCUUUCUACAUCCAUCUGCUUCAAGGCAGCCGAGUCAAUGCAGAUGAAGGAAUGAAGCUUGUGGUGCAGGCUGGACUCUUUCAUGGAAAUGAACUUCUCUGUAAGGUGGUAACCAGCUCCGAGGUGGCAGUAAGCUCUGAGCCUUUAUGGGACCAAAAAGUGGAGUUUGAUAUAAAUGUGGCCGACCUGCCUCGGAUGAGCAGGCUUUGCUUUGCCCUCUAUGCCGUCUUCGACAAGGCAAAGAAGCCCCGAGGUACCAAAAAGAAGAAUAAGAAAGUGGACUGUCCUAUAGCCUGGGGGAACACCAUGGUGUUUGACUACAAAGACCAGUUGAAGACCGGCGAAGUUGUUUUGUCUACAUGGCCAUCUGUUCCUGAUGACAAAAGUGACCCUCUGAACCCGAUGGGAACGGUUGAGAAGAAUCCUAACGUUGACAGUGCAGCUGGCCUUCUCAUCCGCUUCCCAAACAUCAGACCUCAUCCGCUCUACUAUCCUCCUAUUGACAAGAUAUGUGGUGUGGAAACAAAUGGGGAUGCAGCUGUCGCAACAAAAGAAGAGAACCUGAAACUGAAAGAAAUAAUGGACAACAAAAACUACACAGAGUUCUUCGAGGAUGAGAAGGAGCUGUUGUGGAAGCUCCGCGCAGAAGUCCGAGACUAUUAUCCUGAAAGUCUUUCCAAGCUCCUCCUCAUCACCAAGUGGAAUAAGAGAGAAGAUGUUGUCCAGAUGGUGAGUCUUCUGAGGAACUGGCCCGAACUCCCUGCUAUCCCUGCCUUGGAGCUCUUAGAUUACAGUUUUCCAGACCCCGCAGUCCGUUCUUUCACCAUCAGAUGCCUCAGGAAGCUCAGUGAUGACGAGCUGUUGCAGUAUUUAAUACAGCUGGUUCAGGUCCUUAAAUACGAGUCCUACCUAGACUGUGACCUCACAACGUUCCUGCUCGAGAGGGCCUUAUUCAACAGGAAGAUAGGGCACUUUCUCUUUUGGCAUCUCAGGUCAGAGAUCCACGUGCCAUCUGUCAGCGUACGGUUUGGCCUGAUUCUUGAGGCUUAUUGCAGGGGUAGCAUCCACCACAUCAAACUCUUAACUAAACAGAACGAGGCUCAAGGCAAAAUGAAGGUCCUCAGCGACUCAGUCAAAUCAGGCCCCCAGAAAAUGAAUGUUGAAGACCUGAAGCUGUUCAUCAGACAGGAGUCAGAUGCUUUGUCCAACCUGCUGUCACCACUCAAUCCGAGCGUCAUCCUCGCUGAAAUCUGUACAGACAAGUGCAGAUUUAUGGACUCAAAGAUGAAACCACUCUGGUUGAUGUAUAAGAGUCCUUGGACUCAAGGAGACAUGGUGGGCAUUAUUUUCAAGAAUGGGGAUGAUCUUCGGCAAGACAUGUUGACACUCCAGAUGAUCCAACUCAUGGAGAAUUUGUGGAAGAAAGAAGGACUGGAUCUCAGAAUGAUCCCAUAUGGGUGCUUAUCCACUGGGAACAAGAUGGGCUUCAUUGAGGUGGUGAAGAACUCGGAUACAAUCGCCAAUAUCCAGCGAAAUAACAGCAACAGUGCUGCCACUGCUGCCUUUAAUAAAGAUGCCCUGCUCAACUGGCUCAAAUCCAAGAAUCCAGGAGACAAACUGGAGCAAGCAAUCGAGGAGUUUACCCUCUCUUGUGCUGGCUACUGUGUAGCUACUUAUGUUUUGGGCAUUGGAGACCGUCACAAUGACAACAUUAUGAUCAGGGAAACAGGACAGCUGUUUCACAUUGACUUUGGACAUUUCCUGGGAAACUUCAAGCGCAAACUCGGCAUCAACAGGGAACGUGUGCCUUUUAUUUUGACAUACGACUUUGUUCAUGUGAUUCAACAAGGGCGAACGAACAACAGUGAGAAGUUUGAGAGGUUCAGGGAAUACUGCGAGCGAGCAUAUAAGAUCCUGUGUCGAAACGGGACGUUGUUUGUCAACCUCUUUGCAAUGAUGAAGGCAGCUGGACUGCCCGAACUCUCUUCCUUUAAGGAUAUUCAGUACCUAAAGGAUUCUUUAGCUUUGGGCAAAUCAGAAGAAGAGGCACUGAAGAAUUUCAAAGUGAAGUUCAAUGAGGCUCUCCGAGAGAGCUGGAAGACCAAGGUCAACUGGAUGAUGCACUCUUUGGCCAAGGAUAACAGACCAUAAAGUAGGACAAUGUAAUGUAAAAUCAAAUGACAAUGUAAUAGAUAGAAAAGGCAAGAGGAAACAAUCAGGUAUCUCAUUUUACAAACGGCAGAAGAUGAUUGUUAACAUGCGAUUGCAGCCAAAGACAAUAAGAUGAUUGUGGAUAAGUUAGACUGAAAUAUAAAUUUACCAUAACAUUGCACUAAACAGCAUAUGCCAUCAGUGUUGGACUUCAGCAAAGGGUCAGAUAGGAUUUCUUUAUUUAAUUUAAUUUUAAAUAUUUGUACAAACAUAUUUUUAAAGGUCUUUUGCAGCUUUAUCAGUUUGGAUGCAGUAUGUUGCAUUUGCUGUGCCAGUAGUUGAGAUUUUAAAUUAUUAUUAUCUUUUUAAAUAUUUAAUUAAUUGACACAGCCAGGACUGAAGCUUUCAGUUGAAGUGAAUCUGAUUGUGUCACACUGUGUAAAAUUUCAAACAAAUUCAUAAUAAUGAUUACAUUAUUAUUAUUGAAAAGUUUUGUUUAUUUUAUGGUGCUCAGGACUCUCUUGUGUAUUUUAAUCAAAUAUGGAACAUUUAAAAGAAUGACAAUUACUUUUUUAAGAGAAUGUGGCUUAUUGUCUGAAUGUGAUUUUUACUGUUUUCUGAUAAUGAAGUAUCAUUUUGAUUUUGUUUGUUUGUGAGAGAUUUUCCAAAUGCCAUUAUUCAUAAUGUCUGUUCUCAAACUUGUUUACUGUUUGACAAAGUAUCCUCCGGAGAAUUGCACUUGUUUUUUAGCACUAAAAACAUUAUUCCAUUCAAGUGGAUUUAAAUAUUACUUUCAAUGUUUUAUACCCUUCACCUGUCCGGCUCCCUUGUAUGUAGUUUGCAUAUUCUUGUAUGGGUUUUGUCCAGAUUCACCAACUUUCUCCCACGUUUCAAUUUAGAACAUAUGAAUGUUAGGUUAAUUGAAGACUCUAAAUUGUUCAUUGGUGUGAUUGUUGGUGUAAAUUCUUGUUUAAAUGUACCUUACAAUUAGCUGGCAACCAGUUCACCUGCCCAAACUUUGUUAGAAAUAGCUUACCUGCAACCCAAAUGAAGAUACUGUAUGUGCUAUAGAAAAUGAAUGGCUAUAUUUUAAUUUGAAUUCAUGAAUAUGUAUUUUAUAUAGUAUUCUUAAGAAUAAAAGUGCUGGAAAUUUACACAGUGAAUUUUAAUUUGCAUCGUGCAGCCUUUGAUGACACCAUUGUUCUAAAUUUAUAUUAUAAAGUAAAUACUACUGGUGUCAACAAUAAUCGAUGCGGCGAUGCAUCCCGAUGCGGGGGAUGGACGAUCCGAUUUGAUGCGGGCAACAAGCCGAAUCGAUUCAGCGCAUUUUAAAAUAUAUAAGACUAAUAGCCUAGCUCUUGAGCCCUAACCCAACCCGACCCGAAUUUCGGGCCGAGUCGGGCUCAAAAUGUCAAUGAUUUACAUUCGGGUCGGGUCUGGCUGGACUUCUUGCUCACUUUUGUUUUUUAAAUAAAUAUAUAUUUGUAUACUAAAACGAUGUAUGGAUGUUAAACUAAGGAAUAUUUGUUAUAAAAAUAAAUAAAUUGGAUAAAACAGAGAGAAGGCGCUUUGGUAAUCCCAAACAUGAGUCGCAGCAGAGCCCGUGCAUUGUUUGCACACAUGAACGCCGUGGCCCCACCCUCCUUUUAAUCUUCCCCUCGCGCUUUGGCCUCUCCGCGAGUCCGCAACUGCAUCCUCGUAUUUCCUUUUCGAAUUUCGAUAUAGAGCAGCAAGAGGUGAAAAGCAAACUAAAGACGGGGGGAUUGAAAAGGCAAGAAUCCACGCGUGGUAUGUGGAAAGGAUUUAAAUCGAUAGUGGAAGAUGCUACAUGCAGAAAACCGUAUCGACCUUGCCGAAUGCAACAAAUGUGGCGCUUUGCUCUCGUACGAGAGCAGAAAGACUGGCACCUUGACGCCGAGCAGGCAUUUUAAAAACUGUACUGGCCUAAAAAAUGAUAUUAGUCAAACAUCGUUAUUAUCAUUUGUUUCGAGGGCUGCACCUCUUCGUGCUAAGCAGGACAUCGUGGUGUUCCUUUAAAUGUUAUUAUUUAUUUUGUUUCAGUGCUCCUUAAGUUGUUCUUUUGUGUGUUCUAA
Molecule: messenger RNA, 5876 nt
Organism: Corythoichthys intestinalis (scribbled pipefish)
Lineage: Eukaryota; Metazoa; Chordata; Actinopteri; Syngnathiformes; Syngnathidae
Gene: pik3cd
Product: phosphatidylinositol-4,5-bisphosphate 3-kinase, catalytic subunit delta
Exons: 23
Coding region: 673-3783 (1036 amino acids)
Biological process (GO): phosphatidylinositol-3-phosphate biosynthetic process; phosphatidylinositol 3-kinase/protein kinase B signal transduction; cell migration
Cellular component (GO): cytoplasm; plasma membrane; phosphatidylinositol 3-kinase complex
Molecular function (GO): 1-phosphatidylinositol-4-phosphate 3-kinase activity; 1-phosphatidylinositol-3-kinase activity
Source: RefSeq, a predicted model, not a curated record